AGAAUUGCAAGCGAAUCCGACUUUCCCGUCCUACGACAGUGUGCAAGCCAAGACAUCAAGGACCCAUUCAGUACAUAAAUUCAUCUGUGCAAUGAGGCAAAGCGUCCGUAGCCCAGGGACUCGGGCCAGCCUGCAGAGCGGCCGGGCAGCAAGCAGCUGCUUGCCAGUCACUCCUCUUUGCCCACUCGUGGCUUCCACCACCUCGGCUCCCGCCACCAGCAUCAGCAGCAGUGACGCACUGCUCCGCAGCACCGCCGUUGCCAGCACCAGCACCAGCAGCCCUGCCACCGUCCCCAUUGCCGCCCGCCGGCGCCACCAGCCCCGCAGCCGCAGCGUAGCUGCAGCCACACCUGCCGCCGCGCCCUCGCCCGCUGCUGCAGCCGCCCCCGCCUGGAGGGGGCCGGGGGAGGUGGGCGAUGAGGACAAGGCGGUGGGGUGCCUGCUGGGGGCGGCGGUGGGGAACGUGCUGGCGGCGCCGUACCAGGGAGACCGCCACUUCGAGGUGAUCCGCCUGCGCCGCAACGGUGUCACUGACUUUUGGAAGUACGACAUCGGCGCCCAGCCCGUGCAGUACGGGCAGUACACGGGCGACUUUGCCAACCUGCUGGCAGUGGCCACCUCGCUGUCCGCCUCCCGCGGCGUGGAGCCAGCCCACCUGCUGGGCGCCCUGACACGGGCCUACGCCGAGGGCGGCAGCAGCGUGGAGGUGGAGGACGCCAGUGGCGGCAGUAGCAGCGGCUUCCUGCCGGCCCGGCGCUACAGCCCCUACGACCGCCUGGUGAUGGAUGCCGUGCUGGCGGGGACGGACCCGCUCAAGGUCCCGGAGCUGGCUGAGCGCUACCUGGCUGAGACCACCCGCCGCCACGCCUCCAGCAGCAGCGACCGCCCCGACCGCGAGCCGCACGGACCCAGCGACCUGGGGGCGGCAGCCCGCGCCGCGCCCAUCGGCCUAGCCUACAGGCGUGCCGGCGGCGAGCGCCUGCUGGCGGCUGUGCGGCGCUCCCUGGAGUUCUCCCACCCCACCCCGCUAGGCCUGGACGCGGCCCACGUGGUGGCGGCGGCCGCGGCCUGGUGCGGCCGGCAGCAGCCCGGCGACGCGGUGGGCGCCACGCCGGCGGCGCUGCUGAGCCACCUGCUCAACGACGUGGCGGUGACGGCGGAGCAGUGCGGCAAGCUGCGGCUGCUACGGGACAACCUGUUCCAGCUGGACGAGGUGACUGACUGGCGCGCCUUCUACGCCGGCCCCCAAUGGGCCCGCCUCACCGCACUCUUCAGCCGCCUGUCCUUCCACGGCCUCGCAACCGCCGGCUCAGAGUUCGCGUCGGUGGUGCUGCUGGCACUGCUCAGCAGCUGGGGCCGGCCCGAGCAGGCAGUGAUCGUGGCAGCGUCGCUGGGCGGCCACGCGCCCGCCACGGCGCAGACGGUGGGCGCCCUGGCGGGCACGCUAUACGGGCAGAGCUGGGUGCCGGAGCGCUGGUGGCGGGGGCUGGGCGAGGGCGUGGAAGGGGAGGCGGGGCGGGAGGCGGUGGUGCAGGCGGGCCGGGCGCUGGCGGCGGUGGAGCUGGCGGACGGGUUGUGAGCGCCCGGGGUGGGAGGUAGGGGGAUGGUUUGGCGUUGAUCGGAUGUGGGUUGGGCGAACUGGGUUGCGGUGGCUGGGCGACAAGCACUGUUGCAGGGGAGGUUGAUGGCAACGGGGUGGGGGGUAUGAGCGGCUCACUGAGUCGGGCGGACGACAGGGGUGGCCGCGGUUCUGGAGGGGCCCUAGACGGCCAUAAUUAUAAGGCUCUUUUGUUAGGAGAACAAUCGCAGGGCGUGUGGUGCGGGCUGACUUGGCACCGUUGGACUCGCGAU
Molecule: messenger RNA, 1851 nt
Organism: Chlamydomonas reinhardtii
Lineage: Eukaryota; Viridiplantae; Chlorophyta; Chlorophyceae; Chlamydomonadales; Chlamydomonadaceae
Exons: 8
Coding region: 92-1579 (495 amino acids)
Source: RefSeq, a predicted model, not a curated record